Helianthus annuus (common sunflower) is the source of this 1723-nucleotide messenger RNA. RefSeq names its product 2-oxoisovalerate dehydrogenase subunit alpha 2, mitochondrial. Lineage: Eukaryota; Viridiplantae; Streptophyta; Magnoliopsida; Asterales; Asteraceae. The record is from RefSeq and is a predicted model, not a curated record. The transcript is spliced from 9 exons. Gene Ontology annotation, molecular function: oxidoreductase activity, acting on the aldehyde or oxo group of donors, disulfide as acceptor. The coding region runs from base 115 to 1608 and encodes 497 amino acids. Gene Ontology annotation, biological process: branched-chain amino acid catabolic process.
AUGCAUACCCAUUACAAUUUAUGAAGACAUGUGUACAUAACCACAAGUAUCAUCUUCACAUACAUCUCUCUCUCUCUCUCCCCCCCUCUCUCUCUCUCUCUCUCUUUUGUGAAAAUGAGCAUGCUACUAUUUUUAACAAGAACAAGAACAAGUGGAGGUAACUUCGUCAAGAGAAUCAUAUGUAGCAACCCAAUAUUAAGCCCUUAUCAACCAACCUCUUCUUCUUCUUCACUCCCAUCUCAUCUAAGUGGUUCGAAUAAGCGAAGCAACGGAACGACUUUCGCAUUUCGAUAUUCGUAUUCAUGCAGCUCAACAUAUGCAACUUUUUUGGGGGCUCGCGGUUACAGCUCCAUGAAAGCUGGGGAACAGAUGUUAUCUGAAGAAGAUGUUGAUGAUGGUGAAUAUGCUUUGGAAGAAAAUAAGGCUAUGGAUUUUCCAGGUGGCAAGAUUACGUAUACAACUGAGAUCAACUUUCUUCCUGCUUCGUCUGAUAAGAGGGUGCAAUGUUAUCAAGUACUUGAUAAGGAUGGUUACCCGAUCUCAUUUAACAUGUCGGAAUUAGUGAGUAAGGAAGUUGCACUGAAAAUGUAUAAAGGCAUGGUUACCCUUAAUAUUAUGGAUAAAUUCUUUUAUGAGGCACAAAGGCAAGGAAGAUUAUCAUUCUAUUUAACCUCAUUUGGCGAGGAAGCUAUCAACUUAGCAUCUGCUGCAGCACUUAGCUCCGACGAUAUAGUAUUGGCUCAGUAUAGAGAGCCGGGAAUUUUGUUAUGGCGUGGUUUCACGGUGCAAGACUUUGCAAACCAAUGCUUCGGAAACAAUUCUGGCCAUGGAAAAGGCAGGCAAAUGCCAAUUCAUUACGGUUCAAAGAGCCUCAAUUUUAUUACAAUCUCAUCACCCUUAACAACACAACUUCCACAAGCAGUUGGUAUGGCGUAUUCACUAAAAAUGGAUAAAAAAGAUUCAUGUGUAGUGGCUUUUUUUGGAGAUGGUAGUGCAAGUGAGGGUGAUUUUCACGCUGCUUUGAAUUUUGCUGCGGUAAUGGAUGCCCCUGUUGUAUUCGUAUGUCGUAACAAUGGAUGGGCGAUUAGUACUCCUGUCACCGAUCAGUUUCGAAGUGAUGGGAUUGUUAUAAAAGGCCAAGCGUACGGGAUUUCAAGUAUAAGGGUAGAUGGAAACGAUGCUCUCGCGGUUUACAAUGUUGUCCGUAGUGCUCGUGAGAUAGCCGUCAGCGAACAACGACCAAUACUUAUCGAGGCCAUGACAUAUAGAGUAAGUCACCACUCUACUUCUGAUGAUUCCACUAAGUACCGAUCUGUGGAUGAAAUUGAACACUGGAAGACAGUGCAUUCCCCUAUAACAAGAUUCAAAAAAUGGGUCGAGAGAAAAGGUUGGUGGAGCGAUAAAGAAGAAUCCGAGCUUCAUGUUACAGCAAAGAAAGAGGUUACACAUGCGAUAGAUGAAGGUGAAAAGGAAGAAAUGCCACCACUUAGAGAUAUGUUCACAGAUGUAUAUGAUGAAUUGACUUCAAAUUUAAUGGAGCAGGAAACAUUGCUUAGAGAAACAAUACAAAAGCAUCCACUUGACUUCCCUAAGGACAUACCACUAUGAAAUCUUUUGAGGUUACUAAAUUUGCAAUAUGUUGGCUAUAUGUUUCUAUUUAUUAUAAAUUGUAUAUCACAUAUACAAAAUGCUUUACUUAAUUCCCUUUUUUAUUUCUUUGAAA